GUUCUAACUCGAAGUGACGUCUUGGGCCAAUGGACGCCACAAGUUUGAUGCAGUUUGGAAAUGAUUGUAUUUUACGAUUGUGAUGUAUUGAAUUAAAGCAUUUUAUAUUUCUUGCUUUUUUGGGUUUGAACCGCCUUAUAGGAUUUUAGAUACUUUUGGUUUAAAUUGAAAGUAAAGACUUCAAAAUGGCUCUUCGGACUUACGGCGACAAGCCGAUCAGUUUCCAAAUUGAAGAAGGUGGUGAAUUCUACUGUGUUGGAUCGGAGGUUGGUAAUUAUCUGCGGCUCUUCCGCGGGUCAUUGUAUAAGAAGUACCCUGGCAUGGCCAGGCGGACUCUCACAAAUGAAGAGAGGAAACGUUUAGUUGACAACGGUCUGGGUCCACAUGUGCUGUCGAGCUCUGUUUCGUUGUUGAAAGCCUCGGAAGUUGAAGACAUCAUUGAUGGCAAUGACGAAAAGUACAAAGCUGUGUCAGUCAGUCAAGAGUUGGCAACACCUAGGGAGGGUAAGGCCAAGAAACCUCACAACCCUCCAUGGAUGCCGGCCAUGCCGAACUCUUCUCAUCUGGAUGCCGUACCUCAAGCUACACCGAUUAGCAGAACGAGAGUGCACAAUAAAAAGGUUAGGACCUUCCCGCUCUGCUUCGAUGACACUGACAUGACCGCCAUGUUGGAGAACGCUUCUCAGAAGCAAGUGCUCGUACCCAUCAGAUUGGACAUGGAAAUCGAAGGCCAGAAGCUCAGGGAUACAUUCACAUGGAACAAAAAUGAGUCUAUCAUAACACCGGAGCAGUUUGCUGAAGUCCUGUGCGACGAUCUGGAACUGAACACCAGUACGUUCAUCCCGGCCAUAGCCUCGUCCAUCAGACAGCAGAUCGAGGCUUUCCCCAGUGAACCACCUCCCAUACUCGAGGAGUUGGACCAGAGAGUCAUCAUCAAACUCAAUAUACAUGUCGGGAACACGUCUCUGGUCGAUCAGGUGGAGUGGGAUAUGGCUGAGAAGGAGAACAAUCCGGAACAGUUCGCUAUGAAGCUGUGCGCGGAGCUCGGCCUAGGCGGGGAGUUCGUGACGGGAAUCGCUUACAGUGUCAGGGGACAACUUAGCUGGCAUCAGAGGACCUACGCCUUCAGCGAGGCCCCGUUACCUGUCGUUGAGACACCGUACCGCCAGCCCUCGGAUGCUGAACAGUGGGCGCCAUAUCUGGAAACGCUAACUAACGCUGAAAUGGAGAAAAAGAUCAGGGAUCAGGACAGGAACACGAGGAGAAUGAGACGUCUAGCAAACACAACGCCCGGUUGGUAACAUUCAUAUUAUACUAUCCGUUGCCCGCCACUUAACCUAAUACUAUACAUAAAAUACUAUUUAAAUCACAUACAUGAGCCCUAAGCUUAAUAAUAACAUAUAGCUAUGUCAAAAUCGGUCUGGGGAUUGACCUUAACAAACAGUCGGACAGACAGAUGUAUUUAACAAUCCAUAAGCUGUUUCUAAUACAUUUGAAUUUAUUUCUCUUCCACACCAUCUUUGAAAAUUUAUACGAACAAACGAACGGAAAUCACAGUUUUAUUUGUAUGUACUUAUAACAACAUAGGUGAGGGUCAAUGCGAUUACAUUAGGGGUAUCAUUCUGGUAUGAGAUAAUUGUUGAAUAGAAUUGAAUUAAAACUAUUUUACAUAUAUACAGUAAUAAGAAAAUAUUGUCAGAUAAUUCUUAUGUUUAAGACAUUAGUACUUCAAUAACAAAAAUAUAUAUGAAUUUAAUUUAUGACUGGUGUUCCAUGGAUAGUGUUUGUCAAGUUUGUAUUGUUUUUAGGGAUAUAAAAAAAAGUCCUUAUUGUGGGAUAUUUCAACUGAAAUAUGGUACUUAUUUUGGACUAUUGUAGCCUUAGACGAUGUAUUUGUGCUUUUAUUUAAUUAUCGGGGCCAAUGAAUGCCUUAACAAUAUUAGUUAAUGUUAACCAAAGUCACAUUCAGUAUGGGUCUAUAUGAAGAUUACAUUGUACAUAAUAUUAUAUAUAUAUAUACAUUUGAUCAAUUAUAUACUUGGAGUAUAAUAUCAUUGUGUGCGAUGUAAUACUUCUGCCCGUGGAUUUCCUCAUGACAUCAAGCAGUUCAUUGAUAGUCGGAGUAAGUUCAGCAUGUUGGGAUCCGGCUGUAAAUCUAUACGAGUGGCAUGUAAUAUUCAUCUAGAUAUCACAAUAUCAUGGGUAAAUUAAGUAUAAGUUUAUAUCAAUUAUAAUAUUAUUCUAUAUGAAUUCUGCAUGAAAUAUAUAUCAAAUGUUUUACUGUGCUCAAUAAUUUAUUGAAAUUAUUAUUAAUGAAUGUUUUUUUUUUUUUUUUGAUAUACUAGUUCAUGCAGGUUUUCAUGCGUGUUAUGUAAGUGGACUGUUGAAUUUUUAUCACAUUAAAUGGAUUUUUUAUUUCAAAAUUAUUUGUUUCUUUUCAUAUCUCUGAGUGAAUUUAUUUAUUGGGUGAUUAAAUUGAUACAAUCUGCUUACCAUCCUGUUGUGUUAUGGCAACACUUAGAGAUUCAUAGCAUGUCGACCCAUAUUAGUAUUAGUUUGGCACUAUGUACUUGCAUGCUUUAUGUUUAAUGUUGUUUUUAAAAAAAAAAAAAUACCAAA
Molecule: messenger RNA, 2619 nt
Organism: Danaus plexippus (monarch butterfly)
Lineage: Eukaryota; Metazoa; Arthropoda; Insecta; Lepidoptera; Nymphalidae
Gene: Snr1
Product: SWI/SNF-related matrix-associated actin-dependent regulator of chromatin subfamily B member 1-A
Exons: 7
Coding region: 186-1301 (371 amino acids)
Biological process (GO): chromatin remodeling; regulation of transcription by RNA polymerase II
Cellular component (GO): nucleus; nuclear chromosome
Molecular function (GO): transcription coregulator activity
Source: RefSeq, a predicted model, not a curated record